This is a messenger RNA of Strongylus vulgaris, 135 nucleotides long. NCBI's taxonomy places the organism in Eukaryota, Metazoa, Nematoda, Chromadorea, Rhabditida, Strongylidae. The record is from the annotation of a GenBank genome assembly.
AUGUUAGGAGACGGACUUAUUAGUCAACUGGUUACAAAUCCUUUAGGGGUGGCUGAAGGAAUGGGAGUGCAGCUUAGUAAUCUGGGAAUCAAAAAAACCGAUGUUGAGAAGAAAAUGCUGUUGGGAAGCACGAAC